AUGGACUUGAGGGAUGUGAAGCGCCGCGAGAGGAGGGAGUUGAGGCGCGGGGUGAAAAGGUUGGGGAUACAGAGGGAAAAGGAAAAGAAAGAACGCGGCAAAUGGAAAAAGCAAGUCAAAGUCAAAGUCAAAGUCACAGUCAAAGUCGUGUUCUCUUUCAAUCAAAACACCUGCCUAAGUGGAGAUCACGGGGGUGGAUGGGUUUUCUUGUUUGAGCGCUCCUCAGAGGGGAAGACGCGCAAAGGCUUCACUGAUCAUCUCUAUAAUAGCCUUGCCAGUGCGGGAAUUUAUGUGUUCAGAGACGACAACGAGCUCCGUGUUGGUGAGAAGAUUGGUCCGGAGCUUCUCUGCAGUAUUACGCAGUCCAAGAUCUCCAUCCCAAUUAUCUCGGAGAACUAUGCUUCCAGCAGAUGGUGCCUUCGCGAGCUGGCUCAGAUGUUGAAGUGCAAGAGAAGCAGUGGGCAAAUAGUGCUGCCCAUAUUUUACAAAGUGAAACCCUGCCAGUUGCGACGUCUUACGGGGAGUUUGGGAGAUGCUAUCAAUGCACAUAUAGAGAAUUUGGAUGAAACGGUUGUAAAGGAAUGGGAAGAGGCGCUUGAAGAAGUCAGUUCCUUGAAAGGAUGGGUAUCGGACAAUGUUGAUAAUGGGCAUGAAGGGACAUUAGUUAAAAUUGUUGUCAGAAAAGUUGCGAGCGAGUUAAAAUGGCUCUUUCGGCUAAUUGUUCCAAACCAGUUGGUGGGAAUCGAUGAUCGUGCGGAAGAGGUAAUGAGCUUGAUAGAUCCUAAAUCCAAUGAUACAAGGAUUGUCGGGAUUUAUGGAAUGGGCGGCAUUGGUAAGACUACUCUUGCAAAGGUGUUAUACAACAAACUCUCCGGUGAUUUUGAGUGUCUUAGCUUUGUGGCAAAUAUUCGAGAAAUAUCUUGGCGCAAAGGUAUAGAAAGCCUACAAAAGCAGCUCAUUUACGAUAUACUGAGAAGUCCACAUGAUGUGUCGACUGUGGACGAGGGAAUUGGUGUCAUCAAAUGUCGUUUUACAAGUAAGAAAGUCCUAAUUCUUCUUGAUGAUGUUGAUGACAAGACUCACUUGAAUGCUUUGGUCGGAGAUGGUAGUUGGUUUAAAGCUGGAAGUAUAGUCAUCAUCACAACUAGAAACAAGAGCAUUCUUGAUGAGGCUGGUGUAGGCUACAUGUACCAACUCAACGAGUUGUCUUUAAAGCAAUCAUUGAUUUUAUUUAGUAGACAUGCAUUUCGGAAGGAUUCUCCCGAGAUUGAUUAUCAGCUUAUCUCUCGUGAUGUCGUAUCUACUACCGGAGGGCUUCCAUUAGCCCUUGAAGUCAUAGGUUCAUUCUUAUGUGGAAAGACAAAAAAAGUAUGGAAAGAUACCUCAAAUAAAUUAAAGAAAGUGCCCGAUAAGAAAGUGCAAGAGACUUUGAGGAUAAGUUAUGAAGCAUUAGAUCUUGAGGUGCAACAGAUAUUCUUGGACAUUGCAUGUGUCUUUAUUGGAUCAUCCAAACAAAAUCCAACUUACAUGUGGGAUUCCUGUGAUUUUUUCCCAGAGAGUGGGAUUGAAGUAUUGUGUGUUAUGUCCCCGAUUAAAAUUGACAAAGACGGCAAGCUGAUGAUGCACGAUCAACCGAGAGACUUCGGAAGGGAAAUUGUCCGCCUAGAAAAUCAAAAGGAGCCUCAAGGCCGUAGUAGAUUGUGGAUUCAUGAGGAAGCCAUAGACGUGCUUGAGAGCAACAAGGGCACUAGUAAGAUUGAGGCCCUUCGUCUGGACAAAUGUGGUUGUAGAAGAAGCUACACGGGUGAACUAUUUAAAGAACUCGACCGGUUGAGGUUCCUUCAAGUGAACGCCGCGAAUCUCGUUGGAGAUUUCCUGAACUUGCUUCCUCAAUUAAGAUGGCUUCAAUGGGAGGAGUGUCCCUUGGAUUUCGCGGCGGCCAACUUCCAUCCAAAGAAAUUAGUCGUGCUUGAUCCGUCGUGGAGUGGGAUUUCGGAGGACUGGGGAGGAUGGGGUCCAGUUAAGGUAAGAUGUAGCAGAGAAGGCAUAUCUCUUGUUGAUAAUCAUGUGUUGUUGAGAGUCCAAUCUCACCAAGUUCUCCUUUUCUCCUUUCUUUUUCUCGGAGAGGUUUAA
This is a messenger RNA of Rhodamnia argentea, 2133 nucleotides long. RefSeq names its product disease resistance protein L6-like. Lineage: Eukaryota; Viridiplantae; Streptophyta; Magnoliopsida; Myrtales; Myrtaceae. The transcript has 5 exons. Bases 1 to 2133 code for a protein of 710 amino acids. Gene Ontology annotation, molecular function: ADP binding. Gene Ontology annotation, biological process: defense response; signal transduction. The record is from RefSeq and is a predicted model, not a curated record.